This is a messenger RNA of Solanum dulcamara, 1894 nucleotides long. RefSeq names its product sulfite exporter TauE/SafE family protein 3-like. Gene Ontology annotation, biological process: protein ubiquitination. The transcript has 13 exons. Lineage: Eukaryota; Viridiplantae; Streptophyta; Magnoliopsida; Solanales; Solanaceae. The record is from RefSeq and is a predicted model, not a curated record. Gene Ontology annotation, cellular component: Cul4A-RING E3 ubiquitin ligase complex; membrane. Bases 229 to 1710 code for a protein of 493 amino acids.
UUCUUUAUAGGUAUCAGUUAGUCCUAAAAUCAUUUAUCUCACAAAUGAUGAAUAAAUAAUCCAGAAUAAUUUUGUCCGUCCAUCCCUCCAUCCUCCGGACAAACAAACAAAUUUCUGACUCCGCGAGUUGAAAAAAUAGUUACAAGCAUCUUAAUUUGACAGUACCAGUAGAAAGACAACUACAGAGAGCUGAAGUAGAACAGUGGCAAGGUUGGGACUCGGAAAUUGAUGGCUAAAAUUGGAUUAAAAUUGGAGGGUUUGAGAAAACAUACAGUUGCUGUGAAUGGUUUGUUUGUUCUAGCUUUAGCGAUUGUUGCGUCUGGGGAGCAAAUUCCAUAUGAAUCCACUUUGAGAAACAAUGGAACAACUCAUCAUAGCAUUGAGUCAAAUUACUUAUUUGAUCUAUUCAAUCUUCUUCGGGAAAAGAGUGAGAUUCAUUACCACCAUGUUUGGCCUGAACUGGAAUUUGGGUGGAGGGUGAUUGUUGGUUCAGUAAUUGGAUUCUUUGGUGCUGCUUUUGGGAGUGUAGGAGGUGUCGGGGGAGGCGGUAUCUUUGUCCCUGUGCUUACUUUGAUCAUUGGAUUUGAUCCUAAAACAUCAACUGCAAUAUCAAAAUGUAUGAUCACUGGUGCAGCAGGUACAACUGUCUAUUACUGUGUUAAACUGAGGCAUCCAUCACUUGACCUGCCCAUCAUUGAUUAUGAUCUAGCUCUUCUUUUCCAACCAAUGUUGUUGUUGGGAAUCAGUAUUGGAGUUGUACUAAAUGUACUUUUUGCUGAGUGGAUGGUGACAAUCUUACUGAUCAUUCUUUUCUUAGCUGCAUCAACCAAGGCAUUCUUCAAGGGCGCCGAGACAUGGAAGAAAGAAACUAUUAUUAAAAAGGAAGCAGCUAGGCGCUUGGCAUGUAAUGAUGCUGGUGGGGAAGAAGUUGCAUACAAAUUUAUAUCCGGAGGUCCGAAAAAUGGUUCUACUUUUACAAAUGAAGUUUAUAAAGAAAAGGAGGUCUCAAUUUUUGACAAUAUGUACUGGAAGGAUACCACCAGACUUAUUGCUGUCUGGAUCAUAAUCCUAUUUCUGCAUGUCUCCAAGAACUAUGCCCCAACUUGUUCAAUGACAUAUUGGAUCUUAAGCCUCUUGCAGCUCCCCAUCGCUGUUGGAGCUUCUGCAUAUGAAGCUGUUUGCUUGUACAAGGGAUCGAGGGUGAUUCUUUCGAGUGGAGAAGCAGUAAUAACAUGGAAAGUGCAUCAGUUGAUUCUUUACUGUUGCUGCGGCAUUUUGACUGGUAUAGUUGGUGGUCUGCUAGGUCUUGGUGGUGGAUUCAUUUUGGGUCCAUUGUUUCUGGAACUAGGGAUUCCUCCUCAGGUAUCAAGUGCUACUGCUGCUUUUGUGAUGAUAUUUUCCUCCUCCAUGUCCGUCAUACAAUAUUACUUGCUAGGACGUUUUCCAGUACCAUAUGCACUGUAUUUUAUUGCUGUGGCCAGUAUUGCAGCUUUAAUAGGACAGCAUGUUGUACGAAGAAUAAUUAGCAUAGUUGGUAGAGCAUCUGUGAUUAUCUUCAUUUUGGCCCUCACAAUCUUUGUGAGCGCAAUAUCAUUAGGUGGAUUUGGCAUAGCAGACACGAUUAAGAAGAUCGACGAAGGACAACAUAUGGGGUUUGAUAAUAUAUGUGCAUAUAAUCCUUGGGCAAAAAAAAUUAAAUUCCACGUUUAGUUUUCCUUUUUUUUAAGUAGCAAAUCUUGAUAUUAGGUGAAUUCAUGUAUUUGGUGAUUAUGGACGUUAGCUUCAGGAAAUCAACUUAGGCAUUAUAAUUGUAAAUUGGUUUAGUAUUUGAUGUGUACACAACUUAAAUUCGAUUGUUCACAUAGAUGGGGCCGAUUUGCCAGUCUUUGUAGAA